This is a messenger RNA of Spirometra erinaceieuropaei, 1777 nucleotides long. The record is from the annotation of a GenBank genome assembly. NCBI's taxonomy places the organism in Eukaryota, Metazoa, Platyhelminthes, Cestoda, Diphyllobothriidea, Diphyllobothriidae.
AUGUCCGCCUGUUCGUCGCCGCCGACGUUUGCAUCCGACUGCGAGCAGCCCAGUUGGGUGUAAGAUUGGUAGACGACUUUUCUGCACACUUUGGUGGUUUACUCACGCCUGAGAGGCUGCUUUGGCCCCUUCCAACCGUUGUGGCGUUAGCAGACGGCCGCCAAGGAGCAUAAACCUGUUCUCCGCCGCCUGCGAGAACUUCGGUCUGGUCAUCAACACACAGAAGACGGUGGUGGUGCACCAACCGCCACCCAACUCGGCCACAGCCCCCAACGCGCCGCCGCAAAUCAGCGUGAAUGGGACCCAACUGCAAGUGGUGGAGAACUUCCCAUACCUGGGCAGUACUCUCUCCCGCAACACCAAGAUCGACGACGAAGUCGCCAACAGGAUCUCGAAAGCCAGUCAAGCCUUCGGUCGCCUUCAAAGCACAGUUUGGAAUCGCCACGGUCUUCAGCUGAGCACGAAGCUGAAGAUGUACAAGGCCGUCAUCCUGCCGACACUACUGUAUGGAGCGGAGACUUGGACGGUGUACGCAAAGCAGGCGCGUCGUCUGAACCACUUCCACCUCAGUUGUCUUCGUCGCAUCCUGAGGCUAAAGUGGCAGGAUCGAAUCCCCGACACUGAUGUGCUGGAACGGACGGGAAUCCUCAGCAUCUACGCCAUACUGAGGCAAAUGCAGCUGCGCUGGAGCGGCCACCUGGUGCGCAUGGACGACAAGCGACUACCCAAACGACUCUUCUACGGAGACGUCGCGACGGGUUCUCGCCGUCAAGGAGGCCAGAUUCGCCGUUACAAGGAUACCCUGAAGUCCUCCCUGAAAUGCCUGCAAAUCAACCCCACCAACUGGGAGGAGCUCGCACUCGAUCGACCGACCUGGAGGCGGACAGUGAAGACAGGCGCUGCGAUCUACGAAGCCAACCGCAUCGCUGCCGCCAAAGCGAAACGUGAAGCCCGCAAAUCACAACUUCGCCCAGUAAGCAACGCCGCCGCACAACCGCUUCCAACGUGUCCUCGAUGUCAACGGACAUUCCGGGCUCGAAUCGGACUUGUUGGACAUCUUCGGGCUAACUGCGCCUCUCGAACAGCACCAACCAUCGUCCCCCCGCCUGCCUCUUCCUCCUCCUCUCCGCCGCCAACUAACCCUGACAAUUCUUCUGACCCACCACUUCCAUCAUCCUCCUCCUCAUCCUCCUCCUCCUCCUCGCCCACUGCUCCAACGGCGGCCGCUCAGGCGACUGUCCCACGCACAGCAACCGACACUACCACCACCUCCCCCGACUCCAGGGAUGAGGAUCAGGACUACACCUGCCCUCACUGCGACCGUACCAUCGGCCUGGUCGGUCACUUACGAAUCCAUCGCACAGAGACUGGCGAACCAGUGCGCGAAGCACCAACCUACACCCACCGCCCUCGCCUCCACUGCCCACACUGCCCUCGCACCUUCAGGCAUCGCAUGGGCCUUUUCGGCCACAUGCGCAUCCACGAGAGCGGCCUUGCCCGCACUCCCGACACACCCACCACAUCCAACACAUCCACCGUGCACGCCCCCACUCUCGUUCCAUCCGUCCGCGACACCACCACCACCGCCUCCUCUGUAGUUGACACUGACACCGUAGACUUCUCAUGCCCACACUGUCCACGCACAUUCACCUCACGCAUCGGCCUGGUCGAUCACUUGCGAAUCCAUCGCACAGAGACUGGCGAACCAGUGCCUGGAGCACCCACCAAGCUCGUCUCAACUGCCCACACUGUCCUCGCACUUUCAGGCAUCGCAUGA